Eruca vesicaria subsp. sativa (arugula) is the source of this 1001-nucleotide messenger RNA. The record is from the annotation of a GenBank genome assembly. Lineage: Eukaryota; Viridiplantae; Streptophyta; Magnoliopsida; Brassicales; Brassicaceae.
UCAGCUUAAAUACAAAUCUCUCUCUCAGCAAAAAAUGGUAAAAUCUCUAAUCAAUUCUUGUAUCCCUAUCCUCCGUAGACGCCAAGCAAUUAUAACGCUAGUUUUCUUCGAACAAGGAACCACCAAAACCCUAUGUGACUCCAAGAAACACAUCGCCGGAGAAAUCAUGUUUGAGUUUCCCGACCAAAUCGUGUGCCAUGCAGAUUCAUUCUUCAUCGGUCGUCCGGUUCCAUCUCUAGCCAUGGACGACUAUCUACUCCCAGGUCAAACCUACUUCAUCUUACCGAUCGAACGUUUCGCCUAUAGAAUCUUAACCACUUCGUGUCUCUCCAUCUUCAAUUCUAAUAAUCUUGAUGAAAAUGUUCGGUCUACUAAUCCACCAACGUUGAACUUCACGGCCCCGUCGAGUCCACCACCGUUCGAGUAUUCUAAGGGACUAAACGGGAAGGUUGUGAUAAAAGUUUCUCCGGUUUUUAUCAUGAGUCUUAUAUGUAAAAACAGAAAGAUUAGCAAAGAAGAGACAGUAAUAGAUUGUGGUGAGAUCUGUAAUUCUCCCGAGCUAAAGAAGCAGUAUGAUCAGCUUGUGGGAACGAGAGAACACAUAUGGUCACCGAAGUUGCAGACUAUCUCGGAGCAUGAGAUUAGGGUUUCUCCGUUAAGGUUCUUGGGGAUUACUAGGAGACGACAAGAAGUGAACUGAUUAAGCUACGAAAAUUAUUCUUUUUUUUUCUCGUUUUUAGUUGUUCUUUAAAAAAAAGAUAAGAAGAAAAAAAGAAGUGGUUAGUUAAAAUGUGUGGUUGGUAUUGUUUGGUUACAAGUUAGUCAUGCAUGAACAAGUUGACAAUUUCCGUGUUUUGUAUUAUUUCCACAAAGUAACAUAUUAAUUUCCGAGGUGCUCCAUCAUGUACAUAUGAAAAAGGUGAUAUGAUAUAUGGUUCAUCCUUGACAAUUCAACUUUGCUCGCACGUCAAUUCGUUGUAACCUUGAAAACGUUAUGGCUU